AUGACGCAGCAGCUCUGCCGGUUCCAGCAGUCGGCGCUCGGGUCGGCAGUCGAGCUCGCGGCGACGGUAGUGGCGGACGAAGGGGCAGGCAGGCGGGUGAACCUGCCGGGCUCGGCGCUAUCGGGGGUGGCACUGCCGCGGCAGGAGGAGGUGCGAGGCAUCAAGUCGCAGCAGAGGAGCGCGGCACGGGAGCGGGAGCGAGCUAUCCAGGGCAUCCAGGGCGGCGGGGCGGCGGCGGGCGUCGGGGCCGACCGCGGCGCGGCUCUUCGCGGGGUGAUGGGGGGUUUCGGCGAGGACGACAUGGACGUAACGGCGGCCGACGGCGACGCAGACGCAGGCACGGCGGCGAGGAUGCGCGUGCGGCUCGGCCCGUCGAGCUCGUUCGUUGCCGCCGGCAGGGAGCUAGCGGGGCAUCUGACGCUCAACGGGGAGCAGUCGGUCGCCCUCUUAAUCGUAUACCGGCAGCUCGACCGGAUCCGGCAGGGCGACGGGGCAGGCAACGGGGCAGGCGAGGGCGGCCAGCUCUGCCUAUUCAUCGGCGGCGAGGGCGGCACCGGCAAGUCGCACGUCAUCGAGGCGCUCGUCGAGCUACUCGCCUGGAGGGACCUAUCGAGCCGGCUGCUGGUUACGGCGACGUCGGGGACGGCGGCAGCGCGGAUUAACGGCAUCACACUGCACUCGGCCUGCGGCCUCGCGAUAGGCCAGGGCGGCCAGGCGGGAAGGGCGACGAGGGAGGUGGACGGGGUGCGGCUGCCGGGCCAGGGGGAGCGCUUCGUCGACGGCCGGUCGCGGAUGGACUGGCAGGAGAAGGAGGUGCUGGUGAUCGACGAGGUCAGCAUGCUCGGGGCGCGGACGCUGCACGCCGCCAACGAGCAGCUCUGCCGGCUGCGGGGGUCGACGCGAGACUUCGGCGGGAUCCCGGUGGUGAUCUUCUGCGGCGACUUCCACCAGUUCCGGCCGGUGCAGGAGCGGUCGAUCCUGCUGCCGAGCGCGGCGGUGCCGUGGGACGAGGACGGGGCGUUCGCGGCCGAGCAGUGGCGGCAGCACAACGAGGCGCACGCGCUAUGGCGGCGGUUCACGACGGUCGUCAUGCUAAACGAGCAGAUGCGGGCCGCCGGUGACCCGGAGCUGCGGCGGCUGCUCGGGCGGAUCCGCCGGGGGGAGCAGGACCGGUCGGACCUGGAGCUGUUCAACUCGAGGUGCUACCGGCCGGGCAGGCGGAUUCCCGCGACCCCGGUGCCGGCGGUCUUCGUCUUCGUGCCGGGCAUGCCGGUCGUCGUGAACCAGAACACGCACCAGGGGCUGAAGCUGGUGAACGGGGUCGGGUAUACGGCGGUAGAGGUCAUCCCCGACCGGGCCUUCCCCGGCCACCGGGUGUCGGCGGAGCUAACGAUGCACUUCGGGCCGCCGGCGGGCAUCAUGCUAGCCUCGGAGACGACCAAGGACUUCAACUUCGUCGGGAUGCCUGCCGGGACGAUCCUGCUGACGCCCAUCAGCGUCAAGAUCGACGCGCAGCGGAAGCGGCCGUGGCAGCGAAGCGACGUCAGUCGCAGGGGCCUGCCAUGCGCGGCGGCCUUCGCCUGCGCCGACUAUAAGGUGCAGGGCGGGACGCUGGAGCGUGUGGCGCUGUGGCUCAAUGGCGUCGUCCUGUUCAACACUGAAAUCAAGGUUCCACUCAUCCUCCAGUUUUCGGAUGUCCUUUUCCUCUAA
This is a messenger RNA of Hirsutella rhossiliensis, 1710 nucleotides long. Its product is annotated as PIF1-like helicase domain-containing protein. The record is from RefSeq and is a predicted model, not a curated record. Lineage: Eukaryota; Fungi; Ascomycota; Sordariomycetes; Hypocreales; Ophiocordycipitaceae. Gene Ontology annotation, biological process: telomere maintenance; DNA repair. The coding region runs from base 1 to 1710 and encodes 569 amino acids. The transcript is spliced from 3 exons. Gene Ontology annotation, molecular function: DNA helicase activity.